Molecule: messenger RNA, 947 nt
Organism: Capsella rubella
Lineage: Eukaryota; Viridiplantae; Streptophyta; Magnoliopsida; Brassicales; Brassicaceae
Product: 26.5 kDa heat shock protein, mitochondrial
Exons: 2
Coding region: 83-784 (233 amino acids)
Biological process (GO): response to heat
Source: RefSeq, a predicted model, not a curated record
ACAAAUCUUGGAUUUUUCUUUCAAACACAAACAAGGAAAAUAAGAAAACAACAAGAUCAAGAAAAUUAUCGAUUUGUAAAAAAUGGCUCUAGCUCGUCUAGCUUUGAGAAACCUUCAACAAAAACUGUCUCCUAGUCUUAUUGGUCAAUCUUGUGAAAAAGGUUUGGUCGGGAAUCGACACAAUCCUAUGAAGCUAAACAGAUACAUGGCUACUUCGACCGGUGAACAACAAGAGGAUAAGAAGAACACAGAAGUGAGUGUGUCCGAGAAGAAAUCUCCUCAACGCAAUUCUCACCGGAGACGUGGCAGGAAAAGUCUCUGGCGUAACACCGACGAUCAUGGCUACUUUGCACCUGCCCUAAAUGAGUUUUUUACUCCAAGUCUAGGAAACGCACUGAUGCAAGCAACAGAGAACAUAAACAGAAUUUUCGACAGCUUCAACAUUAGACCAUCUCAACUAAUGGGUCAAGUGAAAGAACAAGACGACUGUUACAAACUUAGAUACGAGGUACCAGGGCUAACCAAAGAUGACGUGAAGAUCACGGUGGAUGAUGGAGUCUUGGUGAUUAAAGGAGAACACAAGACGGAAGAAGAAAAAGGUUCACCUGAAGAAGACGAGUACUGGUCUUCAAAGAGUUAUGGUUACUACAACACGAGCUUGUCGUUGCCUGACGAUGCUAAGGUUGAAGAGAUCAAAGCAGAGCUCAAGAAUGGAGUGCUCAAUGUUGUGAUUCCUAGGACGGAGAAGCCAAAGAAGGAUGUUCAGGAGAUUUCUGUUGGGUAAGAGAUACGGUGUUGUUUCGAGGGUCUUUGGUUUAAUAAGCCAAUAAUGUUUGUACUCGUUGUGUGUUUUGUUAUGCUAAUGGAAUAAAUUGCUAUUUACAGUAAUUGAUGUUACAAUGUAAUAAGACCAAAUGAAUAAGCAAAGAAUGGAGUAAAUUUUACUA